UUCAAGAUGGAAAAACAAUUGUUUUGUUGGCUCGCGCCUUUCGAGAUCCACCAAUUUUGCAGGAUAGAUGGAGAAAUAAAAGAGGAUUUGAUUUCUACGAAAGAAACAUUGCAAUUCGACGUGGUAUCGAAUGAAAUUAUUUUCGCCAGUUAUUUUGAAUGCGGCAAAUGUUUCAUUGGUGAAUUAGUUAUUGUCCCAUUAAUAAUGAGAAAUAUCGGUGAAGAUGGUAAAUUUUUCAUCAUCAGUGAAGUCGAUUGGUCGUCAAUGAAAAUUGAGGAUGUUACUAUCAAUAAUAUGGUUUUAACUCCGCCGUUCGCCAUUUCUCCAGCCUAUUUUAUUUUGCAACACAAUGAAGAGAUAAAAUUUCAAUCCUUAUUCUUUCCAUCAACUUAUGGAGUACAAGUCGAUAAAUAUUUUAUUAUUGGUGACAAUUGUUCCGUUCAACCAAUUGAAAUAAUAGGCGAUGGAAUUACGUUCGAGGAAAAAUUUAUUCUUCUCAAUGAGCAAAAUCUCGUUACUGAAUUAAGUGAAGAUAGAGAUGCAAAAUAUUGCAUUGAAUUAAAGCUCGAAAAAUGCGAAAAAAAAUUUGAAACUUUAAUUGAAAUACGUAAUACAAGUGAUGUAAUUUUGCAUUAUCGCUGGGAACAUCGUCAAGUGAGUGAUGAAAAUAAUGGAGAAAAAAAUUGGGAAAACUUAUUAUUGGAAAAUAUUUCCAUUAAUCCAAAGACGGGAAUUUUCCAACCGAAUUCUUCAUCGUUAUUUGUUAUUUCCGUCGAAAUAGAGAAUUUAAUGACUCUCGAUGAAUUUCGCACAAUAUUGCAACUAUGUAUCGAGGAUAUUCCACUUGCAGCAAUUAAUAAGAAUUUAAAUUUAAAUAUUCAGGAUAGUGCAAUUAAGAGAAGAAUGUGUAAAAUUGUAAGAGUAAAAUUUUAUUUUACAUUUUCUUCAAUUUUCUCGUAGAUAAAAAUUUUGUUCACUAGGUAUUUACAAAAAAUAAAAAAAAAUUUAAUAAAAUAAUUUAAUAAAAAUAGUUACCAAAAUUUG
Messenger RNA from Leptopilina heterotoma, 1044 nucleotides. Its product is annotated as deleted in lung and esophageal cancer protein 1-like. Gene Ontology annotation, biological process: negative regulation of cell population proliferation. The transcript is spliced from 7 exons. Bases 7 to 960 code for a protein of 317 amino acids. NCBI's taxonomy places the organism in Eukaryota, Metazoa, Arthropoda, Insecta, Hymenoptera, Figitidae. The record is from RefSeq and is a predicted model, not a curated record.